CAUGAGUGCACGCAAAGUGGAGACGGCGUUGCGACGCGUGCUGCGUGCGGUGAGGCCGCUGACUGGCAAUGGAGCUAGCGGUAGUAAUGUGCACACGACUGCUAUGCAGACCGCUGCUUUUUCUGGCUUAAGUGUGGCCUCUACGAGCCAAGCGAGGCGUAUGAACGUGGCGUUGGUUGGUGGAGCAGUGGCUUUAGCUGUAGCGCUGGAUAUCGAGGCUCAGAACGAUCAGAAGAAGAGCCAGGAAGUUGAAGGCGGCUACAUAGUAAAUCCGAUUCAGAAUGUGACUGCUCUACUGCGUCUGUACGAGCAGAUCGAUCAGAAUAUGAGCGUGUUCGCUGCUCGCAUGCUAGAGGACUUGGAGCGAAGCGUGGAGAAGGAGAAGAAGACAAACGGUGGCAAACUCAUGCUGUCACCUGAGCAGCGUGCACUCAAUAUGAGUAUUGUCUUCGAGUCCACGCUCGAGAAGGUGCAGGACGCCGUUUUCCGCAACAAUUACGUGACCAAGGAACAGGUGCAGGAGGCCAUGCAGCAGCUCGUCACGGGCACACUGCGCGGUGGAGGCCCCGACGGCAAGAUCACAGUAGCUGAGGCGGAAACUAUCGAUGACUUUGUGCGAAAGCUCGGACGGUUGCGAUGGAAAGUCACGGGCUCGCGCGAGCCGCUUAUUCCUGGAGCCAAGUCGGCUUGGAUGGUGCCGGACGAGAAGCCCGACAUUGAAGUCACGACGGUGAUUCGCGUCAUGGAGGAGCUGAUCCCGUCACUGACAGCGGAGAUGGAGAAGAUUGCCACGUCUCUCCGGAAGCAGAAGCUGGCGGACGCAGAGUUCCGCAGUCAGCUCUCGCAGCAGUACAUCAAGGCGUCUGGCAAGAUGACUGAGGAGAUCUGCAAGAAGUUCCAGCUGGACUUGCGCGCCUUCCAAGCUGCGCUCAUGUACUACCACGACAACGACCAGUUCGAAAAGGCACUAGCGAAACUGGCUGAGCAACAGCAGAAGAGAUAUUUUUUCUAA
Messenger RNA from Phytophthora infestans T30-4, 1012 nucleotides. RefSeq lists its product as uncharacterized. The transcript has 3 exons. The record is from RefSeq and is a predicted model, not a curated record. Lineage: Eukaryota; Oomycota; Peronosporomycetes; Peronosporales; Peronosporaceae. The coding region runs from base 161 to 1012 and encodes 283 amino acids.